CCAAUGACCCAGCCCAAACUCUUAAUUUUCCCCCAGCAAAAGAGAUUGAAAGGAUCUAGUCUCUACUCUCCAUUAGAAGUAUAGUACUGAGCGAACAGUGAAAAGUGUGCUUGGUAGAACCUGGUGAAAAGAACUAGCUCAGUAGAACACUGUGUAGCCAGCCAUGGCCUUGAAAGAUGUCAUUGCCAGAAGGGUCCUGGAUGAGAUGCUGGGCAAGCUGUGCAAAGAAGGACAAUGGAAGGUACUCAUUCUGGACACACUCUCCACUCGCAUUAUCUCUGCUUGUUGCAAAAUGAGCGAUGUAAUGGCCAAAGGAAUCACUCUGGUGGAGAGUCUGUCUAAGUCCCGCCAACCACUCCCUCACCUGGAGGCCAUCUAUGUCGUGGUACCCAGUGAAGAGAACAUCGAGGCCAUCAAGAAGGACUACAGUGGAACCUCUCCCAUGUACAAGGCAGCUCACAUCUUCUUCUUGGAGAAGGUUCCCACAACGCUCUUCUCAAAGCUUGGGGCAAGCAAAGCUGCUAAAAAGAUAGCCACCAUCAAAGAAGCCAACAUGGCCUUUCUGCCAUACGAAUCCAAUGUCUUCACACUGGACUAUCCUAGUGCCUUUGGUGACUUCUACUCUCCUGGAUCUUCUGCCAGCAAGAAGGAAAUGGCCGAGAGGAUUGCUGAUCAGGUGGCCACCGUGUGCGCCAUGUUGGGAGAGUACCCAAUCGUCAGAUACCGCAAUGAUGUGGAUCACCUGGUUGAGAUUGCCGAGGCUGUGCAGAGCAAACUAGAUGCUUUCAAAGCAGACAAGAGAGACUUGGGAACAGGCCACGACAAAGCUAUGUCCCAGCUCAUCAUCUUGGACAGGGGUUUUGAUGUAGUGUCUCCCAUUCUGCACGAGCUCACCUACCAGGCCAUGGCCUACGAUCUGCUCAAAGUGGAGAAUGAUGUCUACACCUAUAAGGCGGCAACUGUUGGAGGAGCUCAGAAAUCUAGAGAUGUCAUUCUAGAUGAGAAUGAUGACCUUUGGGUGCAGCUGAGACACGAACACAUUGCUGAUGUCUCAAGGGAAGUGGCUGAAAAGUUCAAGGAGUUUGGAGAAAAGAAACAUCUCAAGAAACAUGGAGACAAAGAGCUGCUAUCCAUCAAGGACCUCUCUCGCUACAUCAAGAAUGUCCCCCAGUACCAGAAGGAGCUGAGUGUGUACUCUCUCCACCUGAACAUGGUGGACACAUUGCUGAGUCGCUACCGGCAGGGUGGAGAUAGUAGUGUGUCUAAAGUGGCCAAAGUUGAGCAGAACCUUGCCACUGGGACUGAUGCAGCCGGUGACCCCAUCACUGACCCCAUGGCUGACAUGAUGCCACUCCUCUUCUCAAAGGAUCUCUCAUACCAAAGGAAAGCUCGUCUACUCGUUCUUUAUAUCCUCUUUAAGAAAGGUGUUAGCCGUGAUGACUUCUCCAAGCUCAUGCAGCAUUCUGAACUGCCACUCAAUGAGAGGAAGGUGAUCUUGAACCUGAUGCACCUCGGCCACAAGAUACUGGCUGAGGAGAAAGUGAGUGUCCCCAAGCAUCGGAUCAAGCCCAAGGAGCGACCAGGAGAGAAGUACGAGGUGUCACGAUGGUCACCACUGCUGCAGGACAUUGCAGAGUAUGCCGCCGAGGGUAAGCUGGAUGAGAGCUAUGCUCCCUGUUUCCGUGGGAAAGCACCUCGCCCUACCUCUGGGGCCAACUUUGGUGGUGGCUCCGUGUCUGGCACUUCUGUUGGGGGUGCCAGUGGAGCUGUUCCCGGCACCAGUGUGCGACAAAGGUGGAACUGGAUCCCUGGCCAGAAACAGGAGGGAGCCUCUCCCUCCAAAGGAGGGGCAACAGCUUCUGCUCCUGUCAAGAGAGGUGGACCAACUAUCAUCAUCUUCGUAGUGGGAGGGAUGACCUACUCUGAGAUGAGGGCGGCAUACGAGGCCUCCGCUGCCACCAACUGUGAGGUCAUUAUUGGCUCCACCCACAUUGUCACUCCCACUCGCUUCAUGGAUCAACUGAAGAGCCUGCAACCUCUCGUGGCCACAUAGAGACAAGAUACUUGGACGUUAUUGUAGCUCUUAUAAAUAUAGUGUAUGUAUUAUAGUGAUUGUACAGACACAAACUAUUGACUAUCAGAAUGAAUAUUUUAAGCAUUCAUGUGUGUUUGUUUUGUGCAAUUUUCAUUUACUUUAUGUUGUAAAGAUAAUUAUGCUUAUAAAUGCUGUAUAUGUUUGGUCGUACAGACUGUUUAAUCAACCAUACAUGGGAACAAUUUC
Halichondria panicea is the source of this 2281-nucleotide messenger RNA. Its product is annotated as syntaxin-binding protein 1-like. The transcript has 18 exons. Lineage: Eukaryota; Metazoa; Porifera; Demospongiae; Suberitida; Halichondriidae. Gene Ontology annotation, molecular function: syntaxin binding. The coding region runs from base 164 to 2053 and encodes 629 amino acids. Gene Ontology annotation, biological process: intracellular protein transport; vesicle-mediated transport. Gene Ontology annotation, cellular component: plasma membrane; secretory granule. The record is from RefSeq and is a predicted model, not a curated record.